Polychytrium aggregatum is the source of this 2100-nucleotide messenger RNA. RefSeq names its product armadillo-type protein. NCBI's taxonomy places the organism in Eukaryota, Fungi, Chytridiomycota, Chytridiomycetes, Polychytriales. Bases 143 to 1747 code for a protein of 534 amino acids. Gene Ontology annotation, molecular function: nuclear import signal receptor activity; protein binding. Gene Ontology annotation, cellular component: nucleus; nucleoplasm; cytoplasm. Gene Ontology annotation, biological process: NLS-bearing protein import into nucleus. The record is from RefSeq and is a predicted model, not a curated record. The transcript is spliced from 7 exons.
CUCCCCUCGUCAUAGGCCUGACCCCGUCACUUUCCGCAUCCCUCCGCCGCCCCCGCCUUCGUCCCAUCCAGGCCCCCGGUCUCUCUCUCUUUACAUAUAUCAUUAGCAUUCGGCUCCCACUGUCCCAGAGAUAAUAUCACAGAUGAUGGAAGGAAACAAGUUUGGCCACCGUCUCAACCAGUACAAGAACCGCGGCGACCUGAAGCAGGAUGAACUGCGUCGCCGCCGCGAGGAGGCUGCUGUUGAAAUUCGCAAGCAAAAGCGUGAGGAGCAGAUGGCCAAGAAGCGCAACUUCAACGAGAAUGCUGUCGGCUCGGACAGCGAGGACGAGAGCUCGACCAAGACUGCCACCCAGGACGAGUUCCCUGAAAUGAUCAGCGGCGUCAUCUCUUCCGAUGUGGAGCUGCAGCUCGAGGCCACCACCCGCUUCAGAAAGCUGCUGUCCAAGGAACGUAACCCUCCUAUCGAGCAAGUCAUUGCCUGUGGCGUUCUCCCGAGAUUUGUCGAGUUCCUCCGCUCGCCCAACCCCAAGCUCCAGUUCGAAGCUGCAUGGGCACUGACAAACAUUGCUUCGGGCUCGUCGCAACAAACUCAAGUCGUCGUCGACAACGGCGCCGUGCCGAUCUUUGUCGAGCUGUUGACCUCGCCUGUCGCAGAGGUCCAGGAACAGGUCGUUUGGGCGCUUGGUAACAUUGCUGGCGACAGCCCGACUUGCCGAGACUAUGUCCUGAGAUGCGGUGCUCUCCAGCCCCUGCUCUCCAUCCUUAACGAGCCCAGCAACAAGCUGUCGAUGCUCCGCAACGCCACCUGGACCCUCUCGAACUUCUGUCGUGGCAAGAACCCUCAGCCCGAGUGGCAGAUGAUCUCGCCUGCCCUUCCCAUCCUUGCCAAGCUCAUCUAUGCCAACGAUGAAGAGAUCCUGACCGAUGCCUGCUGGGCCAUCUCGUACCUGUCUGAUGGUGCCAACGAGAAGAUCCAGGCCGUCAUCGAGGCUGGCGUCUGCCGUCGCCUUGUCGAGCUCCUGAUGCACCCCCAGUAUGCCGUGCAGACCCCUGCUCUGCGAUCCGUCGGCAACAUUGUCACUGGCGAUGAUAUUCAGACCCAGGUCAUCAUCAACUCCGGCGCCCUGACGGCCCUGCUCUCGCUCCUGAGUUCCCCCAAGGAUGGCAUCCGCAAGGAAACCUGCUGGACCAUCUCCAACAUCACGGCCGGAAACUCGUCCCAGAUUCAGGCCAUCAUUGAUGCCAACCUCAUCCCGCCGCUUAUUGAUACCCUGGGCCGCGGAGACUUCAAGACCAAGAAGGAGGCGUGCUGGGCGAUUUCUAACGCCACCUCCGGUGGCUUGCAGAAGCCUGAUCAGAUCAGAUACCUGGUCAGUCAAGGUGCCAUCAAGCCACUUUGCGAUUUGCUGGGCUCGGGCGAUCCCAAGAUCAUCCAAGUUGCUAUGGAUGGCCUGGAAAACAUUCUCAAGGUUGGCGAGGCCGACAAGCAUCUGACCAACGGCGUCAACCAGAUGGCCAUCUUUGUCGAGGAGGCCGGCGGUAUGGAGAAGAUUCACCAGCUCCAGCUCCACGACAACGCCGACAUCUACAAGAAGUCCUACGGUAUCAUUGACAAGUACUUUGGCGAUGGCGAUGACGAAAAUGAGCUUGGUCCUGAGGUCGACGAAGCUGCUGGAACCUUUGCCUUCCCGUCGGAUGUCAACAUGCACGUUCCCCAAGGCGGCUUCCAGUUUGGAGGACAAUAAUCUCGGUUCGGCACUUUCUUCUGUAAUUUCCUACACUUUUCUAUUUGUUUGUCAGCCACCCUUGCCCCUCCCCCCCCCUCCAUUCCGAUUCCUGCCUCCCAAUCCCCCAUUCAGCGCAGCCCUUUGGAACUUAAGCAGCGAUACAUCGAGCAUUCUCUAGCCUUCACGUUACUCCAUACCUUCCCUUUGCUGUUCUCACUCCUUGGAAUGUAACCUUUAUCCAUUUUGAGCCUGUGUAUGAUUCGACCUGUUUAUAUAUAAAGUGCUAGUUUGCAUCGCCAUUGAACCCCAGAUAUGGGCCUGUGUCGAAGGGGACUCAGAAAUACGGCAAUGGGCAACAAAGGUCAUGCAGC